This is a messenger RNA of Leptomonas pyrrhocoris, 249 nucleotides long. RefSeq lists its product as hypothetical. The transcript has a single exon. Bases 1 to 249 code for a protein of 82 amino acids. The record is from RefSeq and is a predicted model, not a curated record. Lineage: Eukaryota; Euglenozoa; Kinetoplastea; Trypanosomatida; Trypanosomatidae.
AUGCGCGGCAAAGUCGCACAGGGCAGCACCGUGCCCUGCGGAAGGUACCUCUCGAAAAUCGUAUCGAGAUCCACGUUCGACGUCUUACCCUCCACAAAGUCACCGCCUUCAAUGGCAGUGUACUCGGGGUGCGUCGUCACGCGGGUGGCACCGUGCAGGGGUUCGAGCGAUACAGCAUCGCUUCCCUGCAGUGUGGGACGAAUGUUUAGAGAGCAAUUGUGUCCCGCUUGCUCUGUUUUAAAACUUUGA